CAGAGGGGUUGGGCCCGGGGACCCCCUGGCCUCCUCCUGCACGCCCCUCAGCGCCCACACGCACUCUUCCCGCACCGGGGGCUCACCCAGGUCUCUUGGGUCUGCUCCUGCCUGAGUCCCAGGUGUCCCAGUUGUCACCGCGCCCCCCCACUCCCAGGAUGCAAUGGCGCAGCUCCCCCGGCUAAGCCGCCUGGGUGCCCCCUCUCUUUGGGAUCCAGCUUCUCCUGCUGCCACCUCAGGCCCCAGACCUCGACUUUGGGAGGGUCAAGAUGUGCUAGCCAGAUGGACUGAUGGGCUGCUGUACUUGGGCACCAUCAAGAAGGUGGACAGUGCUCGGGAGGUGUGUCUGGUUCAGUUUGAGGAUGACUCCCAGUUUCUGGUUCUGUGGAAGGACAUCAGCCCAGCCGCCCUCCCCGGGGAGGAGCUCCUCUGUUGUGUCUGUCGCUCUGAGACUGUGGUCCCUGGGAACCGGCUGGUCAGCUGUGAGAAGUGUCGCCACGCAUAUCACCAGGACUGCCACGUUCCCAGGGCCCCAGCCCCCGGGGAAGGAGAGAGCACAUCCUGGGUCUGCCGCCAGUGUGUCUUUGCCAUCGCCACGAAGAGGGGAGGCGCACUGAAGAAGGGUCCCUAUGCCCGGGCCAUGCUGGGCAUGAAACUCGCACUGCCAUAUGGACUUAAGGGGCUGGACUGGGAUGCUGGACAUCUGAGCAACAGACAGCAGAGCUACUGUUACUGUGGAGGCCCUGGGGAGUGGAACCUGAAAAUGCUGCAGUGCCGGAGCUGCCUUCAGUGGUUCCAUGAGGCCUGCACCCAGUGUCUGAGCAAGCCCCUCCUGUACGGGGACAGGUUCUAUGAAUUUGAGUGCUGUGUUUGCCGGGGCGGCCCCGAGAAGGUCCGGAGGUUACAGCUUCGCUGGGUGGAUGUGGCCCAUCUUGUGCUCUACCAUCUCAGCGUUUGCUGCAAGAAGAAGUACUUUGAUUUUGACCGAGAGAUCCUCCCCUUCACCUCUGAGAAUUGGGACAGUCUGCUCCUGGGGGAGCUUUCGGACACCCCCAAGGGAGAACGUUCUUCCAAGCUCCUUUCCGCUCUUAACAGCCACAAGGACCGUUUCAUCUCAGGGAGGGAGAUUAAAAAGAGGAAAUGUCUUUUUGGUCUCCAUGCUCGGACCCCUCCUCCUGUGGAGCCUCUCACUGGAGAUGGAGCCCCCACCAGGUCACUGGUCCAUGGGGGAUGGAAAAUUUGUUCAGGGAUCAGUUUGGAGGGGCAGGGCCCUGGGGGAGGGGUCUCACGUCCCCUGGGGAAACGACGGAGGUCGGAGGCAGAACCCCUGAGGAGGAGGCAGAAGGGGAACAUGGAGGAACAGGGGCCGCCCACAGCAGCGCACAGUCGGCAUGGGUCCCGGGAGCAGAGGGAGCGGGCUCGUCUGCAGAGGGCGCUGCAGGCCUCAGUGUCUCCGCCACCCCCCAGCCCUAACCAGAGCUACCAGGGCAGCAGCGGCUACAACUUCCGGCCCACAGAUGCCCGCUGUCUGCCCAGGUGCACUGUGGGAGUGUCGCAGGGAAGACAUGUUUCCCUGCUUCGGGUCCUGACUUGCCUGUUCCCCAACCUCAGCAGCCCCAUCCGGAUGUUCGCUUCCUUCCACCCUUCUGCCAGCACCGCAGGGACCUCUGGGGACAGUCAACCCCCAGACAGGUCACCCCUGGAACUUCACAUUGGCUUCCCCACAGACAACCCUAAAAGUCCUCCCCACUCUGUGAUGACCCCAUCUUCCUCGGUCCCAGCCCUGAGCCCUGGCCUGUCUAGACAUUCAGUUCCCCCUUCUCCCUUGUGCCGUAGUUUGUCUCCGGGGAAUGGGGGGGGAGUCCGAGGUGGGGUUGGCUACCUGUCCCGAGGGGACCCCGUGAGGGUGCUUGCUCGGAGAGUGCGGCCUGACGGCUCUGUGCAGUACCUAGUUGAGUGGGGGGGAGGGGGCAUCUUCUGACAGCCCACUCCUGCUUACUCCCCAUUCACACACUGGCACUUUCACGCGCUGACCUCUGACCUCACCUACAGCUGGGAUGUACCUGGACAGGGAGGGAUGCUCCCUCAUGCCCAGGCUGGAAUCCAGGGGAGCAGGGAAGAACACCUCUUCUCUGCCCCUUCAAGACUCCUGACCCCCCUCAUCCUUCUCAUUUACUUUGAUGUUAUUUUGUUACAGCUUUUAAAAUAUUUUUUAAAACUAUUUAACCCCUGGGUAUAGAGAUUGGGGGGUGGGGGUGUCCAGAAUUCCAGACUCUGUAUGACUGUAAUAAAGAGAAAUAAACAAA
Molecule: messenger RNA, 2306 nt
Organism: Meriones unguiculatus (Mongolian gerbil)
Lineage: Eukaryota; Metazoa; Chordata; Mammalia; Rodentia; Muridae
Gene: Phf1
Product: PHD finger protein 1
Exons: 15
Coding region: 164-1981 (605 amino acids)
Biological process (GO): regulation of DNA-templated transcription; chromatin organization
Cellular component (GO): nucleus
Molecular function (GO): DNA binding; chromatin binding
Source: RefSeq, a predicted model, not a curated record